GCACGUUUCUAAGGUCAAAGGUGAAGCAUCGAAAAAGUUGGAAGCGAGGACCUCCAUUUUGUUUUGCUUCACGAAAAAGUGAUCAGCGGUCGUUUCAACAUGCCCCCAACGGUACAGAGUGGACAAAGAGAGCAAAGGUCCAGAAAACAUGGGCUUUCUGCAGAGAAAAGGUCAGAGCUUGUUUGCAGACCCAAGUACACAAAUGCACUGCCUGACAUUCCCUUUGACCCCAAGUUCAUCACAUAUCCAUUUGAAUCCAACAGAUUUGUUCAGUACAAUCCGACAUCAUUAGAGAGAAGUUACAAACAUGAGCUGCUAACAGAACAUGACCUUGGGGUCACCAUUGAUCUCAUCAACCCUGACACUUAUGCUAUUGAUGCAGAAGCUUACCUGGACCCAUUAGAUGAGAAGCUGCUAGAAGAGGAUAUGUCAACCCCACAGGAUUCCAAGAGAUCCAGACAUCAUGCCAAGAACGUGUCCUGGUUAAGAAGAACAGAGUACAUCUCCACAGAGUAUAACAGGUUCACACCUAGCAGUGAAAAGGCAGAAACAAAGAUUGGACAUAGCAUCAAAAAACAGUUCAAAGAGGAAGACAUAUACAAGGAUAGGGAAAGUCAGAUUGCAGCCAUCGAAAAGACAUUUGAAGAUGUUAAGACGCCAAUCACACAACAUUACAGUAAGGGUGACAGGGUACAGCCACUGGAGGUUCUGGAGUUCUUCCCUGACUUUGAAAACUGGGCCUUCCCAUGUGCCCAGGUGAUAUUUGAUACAGACCCAGCUCCCAGGGGCAAGUCUGUGCCUGCAGCAGUAGAGGAGAUGUCACAGGCCAUGAUAAGAGGUAUGGUUGAUGAGGAGGGAGACCAGUUUGUGGGCUAUUUCCUACCGGUGGAAGAGACUGUGACAAAGAGGAAGAGAGAAGAGGAAUCAGAAGUAGACUAUGUGCCAGAGGAAGAGUAUGACUACAUGAUGGCUCGUGAGUACAACUGGAAUGUCAAGAACAAGUCCAGUAGAGGCUAUGAGGAGAACUAUUUGUUUGUUCAAGGAGAUGGUGUGUACUACAAUGAGCUGGAGACAAGAGUGCGUCUCAGCAAGAGGAGAGCUAAGGGAGGCCAGGGUAUCCAGUCCAGAACAUCACGUCUGGUGGUUAAGCACAGGGACUUCCUGGAGAAGGAGAGUGCUGCUCAGCAAAACCGUCUGAUGAUGCUGGAGCCUCCAGUGGUAGAGGAAGAAGAGGAGGAGGAAGAAGAAGAGGCUGGCAUCAAUGGUGACAAUGAAUUAGGUGGUGACCUGGAGAGUGGAGAUGAGCAGGAGAGGAGUGGCAGUGAGAAGGAGGAUGAGAGUGAGAAGUCAGGAAGUGAAGCUGAGGGUGAGGACAGGAUGGAGGAGGGCAGUGAGAAGGAGGGGAGUGAUGCAGGCAGCGGGUCUGAGAGCGAAGCUGAGGAUGAAAACAAGGAUGAAGAGGAGAUCUUUGGGAGCGUCAGCGGAAGUGGUAGUGAGAGUGAAGAUGGCCAGAAGAGUGACUCAGGGGAUGAUAGUGACUAAUUUGUAUACUGGAUCUAGAGUGAAUGAAAUUAUUCGACACCAAACAUCCUGUACCUAUGUGUAUACACUAUAAUCCAUUGUCUUUAGGUACAAGACAAAGGUUGUGCUGUUGAAAUUAGGACUGUAGCCACCAGGCUUUGUCAAAUUGGAUUUUGAAUCCUUCAAAGAAAAGCUGCAGUUUUCACCACUGACUAGGUGAUUGUGUGAGCUAGGCUAAAUUGCAAGGUUAAUAAAUUAAGUAAAUCAGUAAAUGGUACCCAAUUUGGUAAUUGGUAGCAGAAAAAUGGGUAGAAAUGAAAUAGUGGGCAAUUCAUCCUUGCUUCUGUGGGCUGGACAGAUGGUCCUCAAAUCCUUACUGGACUCCUGGUUGAUUUAGUUGUCGGUAAUUAUGUCUGCAACCACCCUAUUUAGUUGUUUGUGAAAUCAGUAUGAAUUGGCACUGUACUGUGAAUAGCUAAACGUUAUCAGCUAGUUGCAGGAGAAUAGCUCAUCCCUCCUACUUACAUGAAUGGCAGUUGAAGAAAAAUCAAUGCAAACACUCCUGUAACAUACUUUUUGUACUUCCCCAGAGAUCUGGGGUUCAAGCUAUCCAUCCAAGUGUCCAGAUACGUUUUGCUGUAUGACAUGAGUAGUGAAGUUGCAGAAUUUAUUAGGAUCUUCUUUAAUCAUGUAUGACGUAAACUGUACAACUUUAUCAGAAUUUCUUGAUUGCAGGUUGCUGGGACAUCAUAUACCUUUCUCCUUCUUUUCCAUUUCUUUGGCCUUGUCCAAUACCUGAGCUGACAAUUUAUUACAUGUAAAUUGAGAGCUACAAUAACUGUUGCCAUGUAACCUACAUCAUCUACCAUAGUUGUCAGACUGGAAAGCCUUCCAAUAGUGAUUCAUGUGAUUUUGUGCACCAUUACCACAGACAAAAUCCUCCAAAAUCAUAAUGUGUGGCUUCUGAGCUGUACAUGGUUAAACCCAUCAUAUUUCUUUCCUAAAGGUAUGAGCUGAUGCUCAGUAAAGCCUCAUUAUCACUGUUAUAGAAACAUGUUCACGUCUCACUAGUGAUAGACAACUUGCCUCUGUGACUUUGACACUAACAUUUUGUAUGAAUUAUUGGAGACUUCAAUGGAAUAAAGGAUCUAUUAUUAUUUGAG
Messenger RNA from Branchiostoma belcheri (Belcher's lancelet), 2684 nucleotides. RefSeq names its product RNA polymerase II-associated factor 1 homolog. Gene Ontology annotation, molecular function: chromatin binding; RNA polymerase II complex binding. The record is from RefSeq and is a predicted model, not a curated record. Gene Ontology annotation, cellular component: Cdc73/Paf1 complex. Gene Ontology annotation, biological process: transcription elongation by RNA polymerase II. NCBI's taxonomy places the organism in Eukaryota, Metazoa, Chordata, Leptocardii, Amphioxiformes, Branchiostomatidae.